AUGAUGGAGCUCGCGUCUCGCCAAUACAUGCAAGCCGUCGUUAUUCGUGAGGGUAGAACAUUUGCGAUACAAGACCAUCCCAUCCCCUUGAUAGAUGAUAACGAUGUCCUCGUAAGGGUGGUUGCUGUUGCACAGAACCCUUCAGAUUGGAAAUUCAUCGACAGCAGUCAGAACGUUGGCACUAUUGUCGGCUGCGAUUGGUCUGGACAGGUCGUACAGAGGGGCAAGAACGUGGAGAAACCCGGUCUCGGCGAACACGUCGCAGGCUUUGCGAUGGGCGGGACGUUCGUUGACAGCGGUGCCUUCGCAGAAUACGUGAAAGCACCUGCAGAGCUCGUGUGGACCGUGCCACAGGGAGUUCUCAGCCACGAACAGGCUGCAACCAUGAAUGGCGGAGUCUGCACCGCAGCCCAGUGUCUAUACCAUCCGCAACGUUUAGGGCUUGUAGAGCCACCCGACAGAGCGGAUGGUUCGGAAUGGGUGCUGAUCUAUGGAGGGAGCUCUUCUGUUGGCCAAUACGCCAUACAGCUCGCACACCUCUCCGGAUACAAGGUGGUUACCACGGCAUCUCCGCACAACUUCGAACUCGUCAAAUCUCUAGGUGCAGAUGCUGUCUACGACUACAACGACCCUGACGUUGUGGCGACCAUCAAGCGGGCGACUGGAGACAGCGUACGUUACGCGAUUGAUACCCAGAGUACGAAGGACACGCAGCAGCUCUGUGCACGCGCAAUGGGAGCCAGCGGCGGGAAACUGAUCCUCAUGUUCCCGCCUACCUUCAAAGCGAAGAAGCUUCGGAAGGAUGUCGAGUUCAUCCCGACACUCGUCUACACCGCACUGGGUCGCCCGUUUGUGCUCGGUCCACAGGCGCAAUAUGCAGCACAGCCAAAAGACAGGGCGCAAAUCGCUAGUUUCUUGAAAAAGAUGGCAGAUCUCGUGCGGGAUGGAUUAGUCGUCCCAAACCGUAUCAAGUUCUGGGAGGGUGGUAUGCAAGCAAUACCGGAGGGUCUGCAAUACAUGCGGGAUGGUAAGGUCAGCGGAGAGAAGAUAGUGUACCGCUUCUGUGCAGACUCAGAUGUAUCGUAG
Messenger RNA from Rhodofomes roseus, 1086 nucleotides. RefSeq names its product GroES-like protein. Bases 1 to 1086 code for a protein of 361 amino acids. Lineage: Eukaryota; Fungi; Basidiomycota; Agaricomycetes; Polyporales; Fomitopsidaceae. Gene Ontology annotation, molecular function: oxidoreductase activity, acting on NAD(P)H. The record is from RefSeq and is a predicted model, not a curated record. The transcript has 6 exons.